Setaria italica (foxtail millet) is the source of this 2652-nucleotide messenger RNA. RefSeq names its product TBC1 domain family member 15. The transcript is spliced from 11 exons. The coding region runs from base 962 to 2320 and encodes 452 amino acids. Gene Ontology annotation, molecular function: GTPase activator activity. Lineage: Eukaryota; Viridiplantae; Streptophyta; Magnoliopsida; Poales; Poaceae. Gene Ontology annotation, biological process: activation of GTPase activity. The record is from RefSeq and is a predicted model, not a curated record.
CACCGCUCCUUUCUUCGUCAGCUUCGGCCCACCGCGCGCGCACAUCCGCAGCAGCGGCUGCUCCGCCCCUGCCGCUGCUUCGCUGCUGCUGCAGGUGCCCUACCGAGUACCGACGCCGCUACUCGGCUAUAUUGCUACUGCCCCGCCACCCCGCGCAGCGUCGUCGGCAGCCGCGCUGAUCUCCAUGCGCCACCGCCGCCCCGCGCGAUGCCGUCGGCCACGGCGCUGCCCUCCAGGCGAGGCGAGGUAGGUGGCAUGGUAGGGAGUUGGGAAAGCAUCUUGGGGUGUGGUUUCCGCAAAUUUCAUGGGCAAUUUGUUUUUUUUUUGAAAUGAUUUUAUGGGCACUCUGGUACUAGCGCUUGCGGGGAUGGGCAGGAGCCAGGAAUUUCAUGUUCAAUUUUGGGCUCCGGCCGGCCGUCAAGCUGAAAAGCAAAGCCCGUUAGUUAAAGCAGUUAACGGCCAUACCUACCCACGAAAUCUGACGCUGGCGUGUACCUGUCCAUUUCCGACAACGCGAACUCGUAGUACCGUCCAACUAUGGGCAAAGACCAAAGAAUGCCCGGGGAAGCCGGCGAGCUGGGGGAGCCUGGCGGCAGCUUGGAACCGGUCGUCCUCCUCCUCCCACCCCUCCCUCCCCGUCGCUCCCGACCUCCUCCUCCUCCUAAUUUAACCCCACCCGGCCUCCCCGGCUCGCCCCGACCCCGUCCCCCCUUAACCUCACCUUCCUCCUCCUCCUGCGGUCCCCACUCCCAGGAGGCAGGCAGGCUGGUUCGAGGGGGGAUCGGCUCCGCGUCAUCCCGCUUCAUCCUGGUUGCUUCUUGGGUCAAUCUUGGAAGGCCAAUCGGUUGUUGGGGGUCCUUGCUGAACGCACGCCAAGGUGUUGCUAUCAUUCGUUCCAAGCGUCUUCGUUGGAUUUGACCUCUUGGCCUUUGUGGCGUGCUGCCGUUGAUUGAGCUCGAAGAUGCUGAAGUGGGGGCUCAGCAGCGGCACGCCCGCGGAUUCCUACUACGAGGUCCGGUCGGAUUGCACGGACGAUGUGCCCAAGAGCAAGUUCAAGAUCAAGGCUGGCAAAACGUUAAGUGCCCGGAAAUGGCAGGCUGCAUUUAGUGCCGAUGGCUGUCUUGAUAUUGCCUCAGUCCUAAGACGGAUACAAACAGGAGGUGUGCAUCCAACAGUCAGGGGGGAGGUUUGGGAAUUCUUACUUGGCUGUUUCGAUCCCAGAAGUACCUUCGAUGAGAGGGAAGAGAUCAGGCAAAUACGCAGGUUACAGUAUGCCAGAUGGAAGGAAGACUGUCGAGAGAUGGAUUCUCAUGUUGGUAGUGGUAAAAUUAUCACAGCACCACUUAUCACCGAGGAUGGCAGAGCUAUUAAGGAUCCUCUGGUUUUACUUGAGGCUACUUCUGACAAGAACACUUCAGAAGGUACUCCGGCUACCAGAAGAAAUGAAAUUGAAGUAGAUGAAUCCGCAGAACGCAUUACAGAUAAGCAAAUUAUUGAGUGGAAGCUGACACUACAUCAAAUUGGGCUUGAUGUGCUACGCACUGAUCGCACCAUGGUGUUCUAUGAGAACAAAGAAAACCUUUCCAAGUUGUGGGAUAUUCUAGCCGUGUAUGCAUGGAUUGACAAAGAUGUUGGUUACUGUCAAGGAAUGAGUGAUUUAUGCUCACCAAUGAUAGUGCUACUCAAGGAUGAAGCAGAUGCAUUUUGGUGCUUUGAGAAAUUGAUGCGUAGAUUGCGAGGAAAUUUCAAAUGCACAGAUCAAUCUGUGGGAGUUGCCAACCAACUUCAACACCUUGCGUCUAUUAUUCAGGUUCUUGACCCAAAGCUACAUGACCAUUUAGAAACUCUCGGUGGAGGUGACUACCUUUUUGCGUUCCGUAUGUUCAUGGUACUAUUUCGGCGUGAAGUAUCAUUUGGAGACUCCUUAUACCUCUGGGAGAUGAUGUGGGCUCUGGAAUACGACCCAGAUAUAUUCUUCGCAGCAUGUGAAGAAGCAGGCGCAGUACAUAAAAAUAAAGUUUCUAAAUCCAAACUGAGAGGACUGCGCCAUUUUGGCAAGUGGGAUAAGGAUAAAGAUAAGGAAAAUACAAAGAAUGGGUCUGAUGAUGGUGAAGAUGGUCCUGUUCCAAUUUCAGUUUUCAUGGUUGCAAGUGUUCUGAAGGAAAAGAGAGAAAAGCUGUUACAAGAAGCUAGAGGACUGGAUGAUCUUAUCAGGAUAUUGAAUGAUGUAAAUGGGAAUUUAGAUGCCAAGAAAGCCUGCGCAGGAGCAUUGACACUUCACAAGAAAUAUUUGAAAAAGGUCCAAGCAAAGAAACCUUAAAGGUGCCAUGGAACAUACCUCCCCAAUGGGUUAUUCUAACCAUUUGAAAGUACACGACCAUUUUCUACACACAAUUUUGAGUGAAGGUUAACAGGACACAGAUGGUAAUCAUCUGAACAUGUCCUCAUAUACACUGACCCUGAUGUUACCAGGCUAGUGGGUUGAGUACAGGAUGAGUGCAACCGGUUGUAUGUAUCUCACGUUCGUUGUACUCCAGAAUUUUGUUGGCUGUACAGACAGAAGGCGGUGCGGGUAGCAUGCCUUGCCUACAUAAUUAUUUCAAUACAAGUUGAAAUGAGCAACACCUUGCGGCAGAACUAUGUUUCAAGAAA